AUGGACGAGGAACUGUUAAAUAUUGAACAACCAAUUAUUUUUGAUGAGUCAAUUGCACAUUAUGAAGUGCACACUCAGCAGCCAUACACCUCAUCAACGUACAAUAAUAGUGACGAAAUUCGAAUCGCUGUACAGAAUCAAGAUCAUUGUCUACUUCUGAGCAAAAGUUCAAUUCAUAUCAGUGGAAAACUGUUGAAAACUGAUGGAACGCCUGUAACACACACAUCUCUGGUUUCUAAUGGCGUUUGCCAUUUAUUUGAAGAAGCAAAAUACGAACUCAAUGGUGUAGAAAUUGAUAAAAAUAAAAAUGUAGCUAUUACAAGCUUAAUGAAAAAUUACGUUUCUUUUGAUGCUACUCAAAGCAAAUUUCUUGAAAAUGUUGGUUGGUUAGACUUUACUAAUGAUGCAACAUUGACUAAUGCACAAGGCUAUUUCGAUGUUUGUAUUCCGUUAAAUAUGAUUUUCGGCUUUGCUGAAGAUUAUAAAAAAAUUGUUGUAAACGCUAAACAUGAGCUCAUUUUUACAAGAUCAAGAAUAGAUUCAAAUGUAGUUCGUCAAACUGCACCUAUUGAAGAAUAUAAAAUUGUCAUUGAAAAAGUCGAAUGGCUGUUACCAAAUCAAUAUUCUACUUUGUAUGAAAUGUACACUAAUUUUCAAGAUGUUUAUUAUGGAAAAGAAUCUCAACCGCUUUUGACGAAAAAAGAAUUUUUGCAAUAUGCUCCUUUAAUUGUAAUAGAUUGCUCAAAACAAAAUGAAGCACUAAAAAGUGGUCCUGUUGAUAUCCGUUUAGAAUUUGAAUCAAGAGAAAAUUUUCCCCCUAUCACUUCAGCAUAUUGUCUAAUUUUGCAUGACCGCAUAGUUGAAUAUAAACCAUUAAGUGGUAUUGUAAGAAAGAUUGUAUAA
Molecule: messenger RNA, 903 nt
Organism: Leptopilina heterotoma
Lineage: Eukaryota; Metazoa; Arthropoda; Insecta; Hymenoptera; Figitidae
Exons: 2
Coding region: 1-903 (300 amino acids)
Source: RefSeq, a predicted model, not a curated record